AUGCCUAAACUUCCAACAACAACAUCAACAACAACAUCUCGUCCUUCUACUACCGCUGUCACAACUGGCCAUAGUGAACAAUCAUUGGGACCUAAUUUACAGUCACGUCUUGAGGCACUUGAAGCUGCCAUGGGCGUUCGACUCAAUGUAGCUAAACGGCAAGGACGUCAUUCAUUGUCAAAUACUGCAAGUUCGUCACCUAUGCAAGUAUCGCCAACAUCAACAUCAUCAGCAAUAUCAAGUACAACAGCUACAACAUCACUUUCAACAUCAUCUCGUCAUAAUAUUCCAACACGAUCUGGUCAAGGUGUACAACGAUCUGCAUCAUCAUGUGAUGUUGAAAAUCGUCCAGGUCCAAUAAAACGUCUUAAACCUUCAUUACCAAUAGAAACAUCAUCGUCAUCAACUGCUACUGCUAUUGCUACAAUAAAAAAAUAUACACCAUCUGUUCGUCGACCUAUAACAGCUAUUACAACUCCAACACGUCCAGUACAACCUAAACAAUCAACUUUAACUAAACAACGAACAUCACCAAUGGAUACUUUAUCAAUACGUUCAACACGUUCAUCAACAACAAAUACUAAUAAUUCAAAUUCUCGUACAUUAACUGGAGUUUCAACUAAAACUUCUCACACAUCAUCAACAAAACAAACAGUGGCUAAUCCAUCAUCAUCAUCAUCACCUCCACCGCCGCCACCACCACCACCAACACCACCACCACCACCAGUACCAUCACGUCCAACAGCAUUACCACAAAAACAACGUUUAUCUAUAUUUGGUGAACAAUUUUCUGAUGAUAUACUUAAAACAAAUUUAUUGUGGAUUAAUUUAAAUGAACUUGAUGAUGAAAGUUGUACAGAAGUACUGAUACAAUUUGGUUCAAUAGAAAAUUUUCUUCAAGAACAACAAUUAUUUUCUGCUAAACAACAACAACAAUCAAAAUUAGCAGCUAAAAAUAAAACAGCUAUAAAUCGAUCACGAUUUCAAUUAUUAAUACCUAAAAAAGACCGUUUAGAACUUCUGUGA
Messenger RNA from Rotaria sordida, 1026 nucleotides. Lineage: Eukaryota; Metazoa; Rotifera; Eurotatoria; Philodinida; Philodinidae. The record is from the annotation of a GenBank genome assembly.